GCGGCCGCCUUCGGUUUGUAGUCAGAAUCAAAAGUUAACAUCUAGAGAGCAGCAUGGACUGGAUCUGGGUUGUGGUUUGGGGUUUAGGGGCAGUUUUUUUGAGCGCUGUUCCUGGUUCCUCUCAGGAUUCACCCAAGUAAGUGCCAAGGUCAAUCAUAUUUAUUCCCUGAUAUGUCUUUCCUGUCUAAAUGCAUAUUUUCUCACAAUCCAACCUGAUUCACUCUUCAAUCCUGAGCUACCUCUCUUGUCUCUACCAGGACACUUUUUCUAAUCUCAGGUCCAGAGGUGUUGCAUGCUGGGACAUCGACCUCUAUCGCCGUUACUGUCUUUGAUGACUUCUCAGGCAGGGUCGUAGCUGAAGUGAAACAUGGAAUAACAAAAGUAGCCCAAACAGAGAACUUCCAAGGAGGUGACCAGUGCUACAGCUGAGGUUGAUUUGCAUUUUAACAUGUAAAAAUUUUUGGGAACUAAAGUAUGAUUCUGUUUUUUGAAGGUUUGACCAGGAUGCUCACCCUCCCACCCGUGAGUAUAGAUCUCUUUUAUUUCUAGAUGUGAUCUUUUUCAUACUGAUAGCACUAGAUCAACAUUUUACACCCUAUUUAGCUUGAUCUCUUUUUGUACACCUCUCCAGAUUAGUGGAUCUAUCACCAACAGUUCCCACUUGAACUUAACAGUGAGGGGCUACACAGGGGACACUCUCAUUUUCACGAACACCACCACCCUCAUCUUCAGUCGCAGCAGCGUCUCCACCUUCAUUCAGACAGACAAGCCGAGUUACCAGCCGGGCGAUACUGUCAAAGUCAGAGUCAUGUGUGUUCAGUCAGAUAACCGUCCAUACAAAGGCCGAGUGGAUGUCUCUGUACAGGUGGAUUUCUGUCUUCUGUAUGUCAGGGGAUUUGGACGGGCACUUGUGAGGUGGUGGGGAGUUUGAUGUUCAUUUGUCAUUCGUAGGAUCCCAGUGGGAAUGAUGCACAGAAAUGGGAGUCCAAAGGGGACCUGGGGAUUAUCUUGGAGGAGUUUCAUUUAUCCCAUGCAAGCCCACUUGGAGAGUGGGCUAUCACAACUGCAGUGAAUGUGAGAAAAUGAUUCAGAAACAUCUUUACCUCUGUAUUGCAUGCUUUGAAAAUAAGCCUUUGAAUUGAUUUAUGAAAAAAUACUUGCAAAUUUAUCUCUGAUUCUCUUUCCUACAGGGUGUUACUGAUAAGAGAGUAUUCUGGGUGGAACAUUAUGGUAAUAUAUCUAUCACUUUGUCAGUCAGCCACACUUUAAAAGGACUCUAUCUGUCUGCUUGUUCACUUCAACACUUCUGUGAAUGUUAAAAUAUCUCAUCUUUUAAAGGAGUGCCAUGACAUUUUUGCAGAAAAAUUGGAGGACUAAUCGUACUGACUUUGGUGAUAUGUUAAUGUCCCUGCAAGGUUCAUGUUCAGUUUAAAUACAUCUUUAUGUUUUUUAAUUUUUUUUUAUAUUACUGAAUGGAUUUCUAUUGGUACAGAUUUUUUUAGAAACCUGAAGGACACGUUUUCAUUGCUUUGGGACCAGCUGUCUUUUUCUGCACUGCCAUGUCCCACAUCCAGAUAGAUUAAGGGUUUUGACAAAAUGGACAAAUCACCAUUUGCCCUCAUACUUUUCACAUAUUCUGUCAUCUACAUUUAUUUGAUUCAAAUAUGCCCACAAGUUCAGUAAUUUUAUCUGUCAUUGGUCAGUAUAAAUAAAUCAUUUUAUUUUGUCAAAUGCAAAAUAAGAUAAGAUAAAAUUUAGUUAAAAUAAAGUACUGAAAAUAAUGUGAUGUUGGCAGUAUAUAUCCAUAUGGGCCUAACUGAAAAAUUGUAACUGGUUGACCACUAGUCCCAUUUGUUUCCUGCACAUCAAAAUUCCAGCAAAACAAUUCCAUAUUUGCAGAUGCAGAUGUUGACUUGCUAAUGUCCUGAUCUGCAUCAGUCAGCAUGAUAAAGAAAUCAACAUAAAAGCAUUUGCAUUGUAAGGGUUUCCUGCUCAAGGUUUCUGACUGUUAAAAGGAAGGUUGUCUAUGCCACUUUGACUUUUUUUAAGAUGGGAUAAGAGUGAGUCUGAUCUCACAAGAUGGAACUCAGUCUAAGCCUAUCUUGAUGUAAAUUUAGUUGAAGACCCGCUCGUUUUGAGAAACAAAGAUUUGUUGUGAAUUGGCAUUAUUUAAAUUAAGAUUGAUUGAAUAGUUGAUUGAGAACUACUGAGAGAGCACUGCUGAAGGCAUUCAUUUAUAUUUGCAAGUGAACACAACAGGACACAUCACCAUGAUUUUAUCGUUGCAGAACGUCCCUUUCAGGUGCUGCUUAAGACGCCACCACAGGUCCUCGUGGGGAAAAACAUCUCAGGAUCAGUGAGAGCACUGUGAGUUCGCUAACCGUUUGAAAUAAUUUGAAUCACAUUAACUCAAAUUAUCAUAAUACUUUUGUCUUCUGCCCCAAGUUAUCCAGGUGGACAGCCUGUACAAGGGACACUGGCUGUUUCUCUGACUCUUGUAUCUGGUUCACUGAAAGCAGACUCUCCCCUCAUGCAAACACAAAAUAAAGAGGUGAGUUCUCCUUCUUAAUCCUGGUUGUUUUCCUCCAAUAGAAAGAGCGUUUAGAUUUGUAAUAUUAGCCGGCAUGUACUUUUGAGAGUAUAAUCAAUGAACAGCUUCAUCAACUUGAUUUUGAUCAUUGUUUUCCAGCUCUAUGGGUCAACUCAAUUUUCCUUUAGCAAAGAUCUGCUGCAGACACUUUUUAUCUCAUUUGGAUUCAACAGCGAAAGACGAGUGCGUGUUGUUGCCUCUGUCAAGGACAGCUCUACAGGUGAUUAUUUUAGCUAGUGAUUUAAGUGUAUAUUUAAAUUCCAUCUUAAAAAUGAAUCUUACGAAUUUUCCCUAAAGGCUACAAAGUGAACACAACAGCAGAGAUCCACCUUAUGAGGGACAUGUUCCAGCUUUCAUUCCAGGAUUAUCCACUUCGACUAAAACCAUCUUUGCCAUUCACUGCAGCAGUGAGUGCAUGUUAUUUUCUGCUUAUUUAGCAUCUAUUUGACACUGUUCCUAUACUGUGAGCUGACUUACAUCACCUCUGCUCAACAGCUCAAGAUCUCCAGAUAUGACAGGAAACCACUCAGUUUAGAGGAUCUGAAUCACUCUGUUCUGAUUGAUGCCACUCAGACAACAUCCACCUUCAGUGGUGAAUCUACAGUUCUUACACUUCCAGUAUCGGAGGAUGGGAAUGUCCAUAUUAAGAUUCAGUUACAGGAUCAAGUAGAGGUACUUUUUAUUCGGGUGAGUAGUUUGUUUCAUAUUACCUUUUUUUUUCUCUUAAAGCUCUGCUUGGCAGUUUCUUUGUUGUAAGAUGAGUGGUUUCGAUGCAGUAGUAUUACACAAAAAAAUGACCCUUCAGAUAUAGUUAACCUAAAUAAAUGUUAAGAACAUCCAAAGUCUCAGAUUUGACCCUGUGAGGUUCACUUCUCUUGAUCCUUAACUAAAGAAAACACGUGAAGUGACAACAAUCACUUAAUGUUAACAAUAUUACCAAUUGAGUCCUUCAGUUCUUUUAAUUUUUUUGAUCUUGUGUAAUUUAAGGCAAGAUUCCAAUCCAUUGAGGAGACUCUGAGGAUUCGCAAAAGCUUCUCCCCUCCCCAUGGCCCGUAUAUCCAGAUCUCCCAGAAGAACAUUUCACCUGCACAGGUGACUGAUGUGAAACUGUAACAUUUUUUUUGGUUAAUGCAGAGAAGACAAUCAAUAAUAAAGUAGAAAUGUAAUAUAACACUGUCUUCCUUUCAUGUUUAACUUUCAGAUUGGUUUGCCUUUUCAAAUGAACGUGGAGAGCAGCUGUCAGCCAAAGAAACUUCACUAUGUGGUAAGUGGUGAAAAAUGUUUUGUACAGUUUACAUGAACUACAGUUAGAUUGUUUUCUAGAUGAAUAGACUCAAUAACAAGCUAGAUGUUUAUAUUGAUCACCAUUAUUGUCCAAGGUCAGGUGUUUGCUUUAAUUUUGCUGAAAGGUCAGGUCUAGACUGUACUCUCUGUUGUGUUUUCUGAGGAUAUCCUUCAAUCAAAACAAUCUGAUUGUCAUUGAACUCAGUAGAUGCUGCGAUUAAUCAGGGUCAGUCACAAAUCUAUUUGUAUGGAAAAACAUCAAGAUUUACUCUCAAAACUUCACUGUCAAAAUGAUAAAAAAAUACUUCAUAACUCUCUCAUUGAAAUUAAAAUGCUGCCAGCAGCAACCUGAAUCCACCCCCACCACUCAGCCAAAACUACUUGAGCCCAUCCAGCUCAUCCUGCACACUGCUACCCAUACAGAGGUGCCAAUAACACAAUAUUGUGAGUUCAAACAUACAACUGCUUGGAAAACUAGCUUGGUCCUUUGUUCAAUUUUGGCUAAAUGUUUCCAGAAAUUUAACUUUUGGCACAUAAGUGCGAGCUUACCAUCACUGAUUGAGAACUAAAAGACAACAUGUGGCUUACCUUGUGCAUCGGAAGUACCUGCUGUUCCAACGAGAUGACGUGUUUUGGAGGUAAUGAAUAUGCAGCAUGGUGAGGAGACAGACACUUAAAGAAAUCUGUUUUUCCUCCUAAAAAGAGACUGGUAGUCUGCAGUGAAGUCUUACUCAUAGUCCAAAGAACAGAGGCAAAGAGGGGGACUACAGUCUCAAUUUUCACAAUCGUAGUUAUGAAAAUGUUAGAGUUGAUGUUGAUAAUUAUAUUGUGUCUAAAUUAUUCUUAGUGGGAAUAACAUACCUCGAACUGUCGUUUAAAUGUAAAUAAACUGUGUUUCUUCAAAUGUGUUCGAUUUAACCAAAGGUGAUGUCAGAAGUAAUAGGCUUACAAGGAGCUUUGAAUGAGUAUGAAUCUAUAAAAGUUUAAUUUUGACUUUUUAUUUGAUGGAACUGGUGGAACUCUGGACCCCCCUGGUAUUUUAUGAAUUUUUUACAUUUAUUUGGUAUCACUUUGUGAAAUUUGUUAAACAAAGAGGACCGUCUAAAGCUAAUGCAUGUGGAAUAGAAUAUUAUUGCUACUUGUGCUAAAGUGUGAAAAUAAAUGGCUUUUGUUUUUACUCUCUUAGGUGUGCUCUAGAGGCCAGAUUGUGGCGGCUGGCACAAAGAAUUCCUCCUCUAUUACUCUGACUCCGUCAGUGUCCUGGUCCCCUGAGGCCUUUGUCACUGUCUAUUGCAGCUCCUCUAACAGAGAGGUCACCCGUGACACAGCACGCAUACCCAUAAACCAACACAACCAUGUAAUACAACUUGAUUUUAUUCAUAUUUACUUUGUCACCUGAUUGUGUAAUUUGCAUAUUUCUCUCUGACAAAAUUGUGAUCGUGUUUGUUUUUAUUUAUUUAUUUAUUUUUUUGCAUGUCUCCUGCAGGUUUCUCUUAACUGGAGUAGCUCCAAAGCCCAGCCUGGUGAGCAGGUCGCUCUCUCUGUGGCUGUCCUUGAACCUGGAUCUCAGGUUGGAAUUAUAGUGAUGGGGACACGCCAUGGCUCUCAGCAGACUGACCCUGAUUUGAAAGUGGAGCAAGUAUGAAAAUCCCUUCUCUAACAGAAAGCCUGAAGGAAGUUUGAGUAUUUGCAGAAAAGUCAAAAUACAAUCUCCGAAACUCUACUUCUGUGACCUUUUAGAUCAGGUCAGAUUUAUCUUGGUUUGAAUACAAAACUAGUCGUCUUGGUCUUCUUCAACACAUCUUUUCUCAGUGGAACAUGCUGUGAGACCAAUAAACCAGUUAGUCUGGAUGUAACGUAUCUGCUUGCUUUGUUCUGAGACGACUCCACUGUUUCUAAGAGCCGGUAACUCUAGUGUGUUGAGCACAGGUCCUGAGGGCUAUUGAAAGGUUGAAGUCGGAGGAAACAUAGCUCAGCUACAGCGGGCUUUCUUACAUGACCUUUCCUCAUCUCCAAAGCUGUGGCUAAGUUUAUUGUUUCUAGUAUAAUGGAACAUUACAGAAAAUGAGAUUUCCUUAGGCAUCCUAAGACUUGAGACAGUGUUACACCUUACAUCACCCACCAAGACCCUGACCUAAAUCUCAGUCACUGUCACAAUAACGUUGAUUUAUUGGUUUGGAAAGUCAUUUGCAAACUGCCAGGUAGAAACUUUUCUUCCUGGUGUUGUUGUUUUUUUUCAGUAUAUAUGAUAACAAAAGCAGGUCAAACAAACACCAAACAGAUCAGAUAUUAAUUUCAUUCAACAGUCACAAUAAAUCUAUAUACAUAAGGUCUUAUCAAAAUGGUAUAACCCAAUGAUAAGACUUUCCCUUUUUCCUUUUCCUAAUUUUUUUUCUUAAUUAUUACAUUUAUUUAAGUUGUUAAUAUUACGAUCUUUAUUUUUAUAACUGCAUUUUUGCACUCUUUGUCUGUGAUGCUGCUGGAAUAUUCUAUUCUAUUCUAUUCUAUUCUAUUCUAUUCUAGGACGCUCUUAUGAUGAAGAAUAUGCUAUGUGGAGAGGAGUUGUUCUGUAGUAACAAAGUAGUUUUAACUGAUAAAAUUUCAAUGUCUUAUGGUUUGAUUUUUCUUUAUUAUGAGACUUUUCUGCAGGCAUGAAUGUUGUUUUUUUUAUUUUGACAUUUGUCGAUGUAUUUGAAGUGUUGCUUUAACAGUUAUCUUCUCUGUCUUUCACACCUCAGGAUUGUGAUACUUGGAUUAUGACCAAUGCCAGACUUGAUGGGAAAAAUCUGCCCCACGGACAUAAAAAUGGUAGGAUGAUGAUUUAAAAAAAAGAAAAAACAGAAGUCAUAUCAGGGUGUCUUAACACCUGGAUCAUUGGAGGAAGUUGUUAAGUAACAGGGGACAUUUCUCACCUUCACCUGGAUAUUUGAAAAAAUAUGACUACAGCAGUCACACUGAAGCUGAAUGCUGGUUAGGUUCAGAGAAUUUCAGCCACUUUAUAAAAUCAGGGGAUUUUUCUCUCAUUACUGGAACCUUCAUUUUAUUCACACUGGCCUCGUACCUUUACAUACUGUGCAAUUUUCAGAAGGAAUUUUGAGUUAAAACAGAUUUUGCUGGUCUUCUUUCUUUUGGCAGACUGUUUCAAAUUACAGGCCAUUUGAUAGAGUAGGCACAGUCAGGUUUUAUUUUGAGCCUGGAUGAUAGAAAAAAGUACCUUACUUGAGGAGGGGGGCUGUGUCCAUGCACUCUAAAAGGUCAAUACUCAGGGAUUACCCUCUCUGUGCCUUAAAAGCAAGCAGUAAAACUUGAAGAUUAACUCACUGAUAGCCAGCUCAGAUGCACUGAGACAUGAGCAAUGUGGUCUUCUCAUUCAGUGCCUGUUGAAUAUAUGAUGAAAAAAAAAACUGAUUGAGCUUCUCCAGUUAGGGUUCAACAUUUCAAACAUCAUUUAGCUAAAAAAAGUGAAAAGGUGAUGAUUCCCCUGAUCUGACUUUUGAUAACUCUGUUACUGUGAAAUCUAUGUAGCCCCUGUGUUUCUUGCUAAUAGCACUAAACUUGAUGAGUUACCUUGAUAAAAUCUGUUGUCUAGUGUCUCUCAGUCAAAAGUCAACAAUCUUACUUUGAUUUAGUGGUAGUAAUAUUUUGAUAUCUAACAUGUACUCGCCAUAUGACUGUGGAGAAGGAAUGAAAGGAGCCUGAUUCAUUUACAAGCAACUGAGAUGAUAGAAGUCAUACUCAGCACUUGGAGUCCCUCCUGUGGUCAUGCUGCAUAUUGGACUAUUUGACCUUGUUGUUCAGAUAUUUGGGCACUUCAACUCUCUUCUCUCAUUUUGGAAUCAGAUGUGCAAUCCUUGAUGGUUGAGAAAUACUGGAGCCACUGGAGAGAAACUAGUGAAUCUCUGCUGUGGUUGGACACUGUUGUAAGGUGAGUGCUUAAAGGCGCAAAGGUAAGAGAAAUACUGAGAAGUACUGUCAGAUCGAAUCAUUGUUUACCAUAAACUCGUAUUUUAGAUGAAAGCAUGUGACUUAAAUUCAGUGUUAUGUUUUGAUUUGUUGUUUUCUCUCAGUGGUAAAACUUGGACUAGCAGGGAGAUAACAGUUCCAGACGGUGUGACUUCUCUGUCGGCUGUUGCGCUGGUGAUGUCAGAUCAUCUGGGUUUGGGUUUCACUCCUGUACCUCAAAAGGUAAUUUAAAACUUCAGUGUGUGAAUCUGGCUCUCCUACAUUUUAGUGGGCUACUAGAUAUUCCUAACAUGAUUAUUUUGGUUGAUAUUGAUAUCCGAGUUAUUAAGAAUGAUUAUCCGGUAUUUGAUGUCUGAAACACACACAUCGAACAACUUAAAACAUAUUCAAAGCUUAAAAACUCAUAAUUAUUUGAAUAACACAAUAAAAUCCAAAUUAACAUUCAGUUUAUUAUCAAGCUUCAUAUUUUGGGUUCCUGAAAACUAUUUUAAGUUUGAAAUAAGGAUUGCCCAUCGUCUAUUUCACAGCUGUUUGGUUCGUAAACUAAUUGUAUGACACAAAAUAUUGAUUUGGAAAAAACUGUAAUAAUUUGAAAAUCACAUUUCUGAAUAGAAAAUUUGACAUACAGAGUGUCAUGAGUUUACUUCCAUGCUUGUGAGUCUCUUUUGUUUUUAUUAGUUGGUUACAGUAGAGCACCUCAUCCUGAAGUUCUCCAAAGCUGUAAUUAUUGACAUGCACUCCUGAAACACUGGUGCAACAAUCUUUAGGACAGUGUUUGUUUGAUUCAGACAGCACAUCAGCCUGUGUAGCAUCUGCUGGUAAAUCCAAACUCCUUGCAGUAAACACAUCCAGCGAUGUUAUCAUUUUAACCUCACUGUUAUCAGAAUCGUCUACAUUUGUUCUAGAUGGGUCAAUUGUAGCUGCUUUGCUUUGGUGUGCGUAAAACUCUUUACAACUCUCUGUAAACUUUUGAUUCUGCAUCAUCUGGUGUGAAUGUGCACAUGCUCACACAUUCCUUGAGGUUGAUUUGGUGCUACCGUUUAUUAUCAUUCAUUCAUUAAAAAAUGUGAAUAGCAAUCAAGCAGCCCUUAAAGCACCAGCUAUCAUCACUGAGCAAUCAAGAUCAGUGCAAAUACUGCAGGACUUAUGGACUGUUGUAUCAAAACUGUUGAUUGAACUUAAAAAAAGAAUAAAUAAAUGUAAAUGAUAAUUUAGUAAAAUCAGGAGCAUGGUUCAUAUGAUUAGAAAAAUAUAUUCCUGUGCAUCUUUGGUUCUUUUCCGUAUCCGUGGAGAUUGGACAGACUGCUGACUGAAAAAACAAAUUUAGACAAACAGGCAAAAAAAGUCUUAUUUGUGUUUUAAGUCUGUUUAUUCUUUCCUUCACAGCUGUCUGUGUCCAAAGAUUUUUCCUUGUCUAUGGAUGUCCCAUCAUACCUCAUCAGAGGGGAGGAGAUUGUUUUGGAGGUUGAGAUCAUCAACCAUUUAGAGAGUGAAACUAAGGUAUAAAGGAUGACAUUGGUGCUCAUUAUUCUGCCAAAUAGAAAUAGUAUAUUAUUUGAUUGAUUUGCUUAAAUUGACUUCAAACUACUGAUUCAUCAGUACAACCAAAGAUCUGUCCUUGGCAAGUAUGAUAAAAAGAAAAUGUAACAUCCUUGAUUGAACUCUGUUUUUUUUUGUAUUUUUCUCUCCACAGGUUGUUAUGCUUCUUGCACAGAGCGAGUCGUUUGAGUUUGUACAAGCAGACAGAAGAGAUGUCUCUGUGAUAAAUGCCAAAAAAGUCAUUUUAGGGAGUCACAUGUCUGCUGUAGUUCUGUUCCCCAUAAGGCCUGUGGCUCUGGGUGAGAUGGAAAUAUCUGUGGAUGCCGUAUCAGAAGAAGCCUCGGACAGCCUUGUUUGGAAAGUCUUUGUGAAGGUAAUGGAAAUGAUCAUACGUUUGGAUUUAGAGUGUGAGGUCUCACUGGAUUAGAUGGCGAAGAAACUGCCUUUUUUUGUAGCAAUUCAUAUCUUAAAUGUACUCAGACAAGGAUACAGUGUAGAUGUGUUAGACAAUGUGUUAUAAGGCAUGAACCCUUUGAUAAUAACAUAUAAUUUCCAUGUUCCCAAAGCCUGAAGGAGUUGAACAAUUCUAUUCAGAGAGUCUUUUCCUGGAGCUGGCACCAGUGAAACAGAACUACUCCAGAUCUGUCUCCUUCCACUUUCCAGAUGUGGUUCCAGGAAGCCAGAGGGCCCAUGUGGCAUUAGUUGGUAUGUCUACCAUUUGUACUCUUUAUUGUGCCAAUGGCAGUUUCAACUGAGAGCUCUUCAUGUUUACUCUUUGCCAACCAGGCAUGUGUAAUGAUGUUCACAUUUUCCUUAGUUCUUAGAUAAUGAGCCUGGGUAAAUGCACAUCAAAACUCUUCUGUCCUGAAAACAUUUACGUGGAGAAUGAUUUAAAAUGGAAACAAUGGACAUCAAACAGGAAUGUUUAUGGCAGGCAGAUUCUGAACAGCUGUCAGGCUGUUGGGCUUGGCUCCAUUCAGGUUGAGGGAUGUUGGGCAUUCGUCAUGGUAGAGGGGCAAGCCUCACUAUUUUCCUCAGUUGGAUCAGAAUUUGUGGUUUUCCUACUUUUGUGAUAGUGGCCUUUAAAAACAUACAGCAAAUGUGUUGGAUUGAAAGUUUAUUUCUUUUUGAAAUCCACACUAGUACUCUCCUUUGGGGUGUAUAAUGUAAAUAAAAGAUGUACGUUUCUAAUUGACAAUUUUAGAUCAAACCUUUAUGGUGAGGAGAGAAAUCUCUUCAUCCUUCUUCAAUGUCAGAGUCAUUUAAAACAGCAUGCAUUCAUAUUCUGAUGUAGUAAAAUCUAUAAUCAUUAGCUGUAAAGUCACUCUCCAUUCCUUUAAAGGUCUGUCCGGUCAUAAACUUUAUUAGUGACCCAUUACCGGUGCAACUGUUAAAUCCUUCCCCUGUGUUUUGCUUUUUACAGGUGAAAUAUUAGCCUUGUCCUUCAGGAACUUGGGUUCUCUGGUUCAGAUGCCUCUUGGUUGUGGGGAGCAGAACAUGAUCCGCUUUGCUCCGAGUAUUUAUGUCCUCCGGUACCUGGACAAGUCCGCCCAGGAUGAUGAGGAAAUCAGGAGCAGAGCGCUGGGCUACAUGAUGGAAGGUAGUCAGCUUUUUAAAAAAUAACAGACAUAGAGUAAAGAUACUGCAGCUGCAAAGUUAACUCACUACUUACUUUUGAGUGAUCUGUGUCUUUAUGUAAGGAUAUCAAAGACAACUGUCCUUUCAAGGAGAUGAUGGGUCAUUCAGGGCUUGUGGAGCCAGCAGCACCUCUGGAAGCAUUUGGUAGGUCACUAGUGUACCAAUAAUGGUAGACUACUCCCAUGAGACAAAAAGUCUUCAACUUCCUCCACCUCUGAUGCUCCUUCUCCUGUCUUUGGUCCCAGGUUAACAGCCUUUGUGCUCAGAUGCUUCUUCCAGGCUCAGCCUUACAUUCAAAUACACCCGAGUGUCCUGACCAAGGCCAGGACCUGGCUUUUGAAUCACCAGGGACCCAACGGGGAGUUCAUUGAGGUGGGCAGGUCAAUCCAUACAGAGAUGCAGGGAGAACUGGGUGAUGGUCCAGUGGCACUCACAGCCUUUGUCCUCAUAGCGCUGCUCGAGGACAAGAAGUUUGUGGUGAGUCUGGGAAAAAUUUUGUUCUUUAUUAUAGGAAGGGCCUGACAAUUAAAAUUACAUAAAUAAGGUUAAGUUACAGAUAAAACGCAGACACACUAUUGUCACAUGGUACUUAAUUUGACAUCAAGACUCUAGAAAACAGUCAUGGAUGAUCUCUGCAUCCAGUACAGCUUAUACUGACACCCACACUGGUUUUUAUCUAUUUAUUAUCCCUGUUUUUUUCCACGUGAAGGACAUGUAUGAGAAUAUGUCCCAGGCUCAGGAGUACCUGGAGGACAGUGUGUCCAGUGGAGAUGUCAGUAACUACACCUUAUGUUUGGUGGCCUACGCUUUAGCUCGUGCUAACAGUCCAUUGGCGGAUUAUGCUCUGUCUGAGCUCAGCAGGAGAGCAGACUACAGAGGUAUGUUGGUAAAAAUGUUUUCUUGCUUCAUGAUCAGGAAAGUCAUACAUCUGCCUUAAUGCUUUACUUUGAUGCUGCACCAAUCGUGGGUUGUACAUCUUCGGAAACUGCCACUCAGUAUCUGCUUCAGACAGAGAUUGGAGGAGUUAUGACUUCAUUGUGUCUUAUAUUUUAUCCAUCUAAUGUUUAACAAUUUUUGAUUGCCUGAGGGGUGAUGUUGUAAACUAUCCAUCACAUCCAUAUUAAUGUGUUGCCAUUUAAAGCAGGGCCAGGCCAUGGUCACAGCAAGUUAGCCCAGGCAUCUCUUUAACUAUUGACAUUGCUCACAGGGAGUUCUAGGGUAUCCCAAAUCACAUAUCCUCCACUUUUAUGUACUUUCAACCCCUAAUACCAUCAUUUUUCUGCACUUUAUGUGUGAUAAAACCCUCAAUUAUAAUAUUUUUUUAUUCAACCUUUAUUUAACCAGUCCUGUUGGGUUAGGAUUACCCAGACUCAAGGCACCACAGCACAGUUCAAAAGCAUUACCUUGACAAAUUCUUUAUUCCCUUUCCAUCAGCAGUGAUCAUCACAGAUACAUUUUGUGGCCUAGCCUUGAGUUGAUAAACAACAUAACCUUAGAUUUCAGACCUUAGAACAAGCUUCAGCUCAAGCAGGGUAUUUAAGAACAUGCCAAAUGUAUUCUGUAAGUACAUAACAGUCUGUACUACAGUUGCCGCACUGCAGUAUAUAAGUCAUACAAUUUUUUGCCCCAUAUUAUUCACAUGAAUAAUAAACAAAAAGGGGCCUAAUAUGGAGCCCUGCUGCACACCAUUAUGUGUAGUGAUUUCAGUAAAUAGCCCAUCAGGCACGUGCUAGUUUUGACUGUGUAGCCUAAAAAUCAGCAUGAAUAGGACCCAUACUAAUCUUGUAAAUCAAAUUCUUCCUUAGAUGAAGUCAUGAUGUGGCAACCCUCAUACGGCCCGGAGUCAUUUGACUGGCAGCCGCACUCAACACAGAUUGAAAUGGCCUCUUAUGUGCUGCUGGCUCUUUAUACACGUGGCCGCUUGUUGGAGGGCAUCGCUCUCAUGAAAUGGUUAAGCAGCCAAAGUAACCAUCUUGGAGGUUAUGGGACAACACAGGUAAUGCAACACCCAUUUGGUGCUCGGGAAAAUGAUUGAAAGGGGAUCCAAACAUGAGGAGUUUGACCUCUUACUCUUCUCCCUCAGGCCACAGUAGCUGCCCUCCAGGCUCUGGCUUGUUAUGCUGCCUUUAGUGGUGCCUACUCUAUUGAUCUGAGGCUAAGUUUAGCCACCCAAACAUCUCCUGUGUCCUUGUUUAGCAUCAACUCUUCCAACUAUCGAACAUAUCAGAGCCAGGAGGUAAAGAUUCGUUGAAUCUAAUUUUUUUUUGUCUCAUUUACACACAAUUCAAACUGGACAUAGUGACAGAUGCUUUGUUUCAAAAUGUGACUUUGCAUUUAUUUGACAUUUUUUUUAGAUUGAUGCUAGUAAAGAUAUCAACAUGAACAUCUUCCUGGAGGGACGAGGAUUUGCAGUAUUUCAGGUACACCUUUUCUUACUCUGUGCUGUUCAGUUAUUACAGAUGAUAUAACAAUUCUAUACAGUAACAACAUAAUAGAGAAGAUAAAGAAGGUACCAUAAAGUAUAGUUUAACUGGAGCAUGACCUGAAAAGAUGGACAUCAGCAGCUGUGCACUAUAGCUUCAUUCAGCAAAAUGUACAGCAUUAAAAAUGCUUAGCCAAAACAGAUAAAUGCAAAUGUAGCAUGAGAAUGGACUUCCAUCAAUUAACAUCUGGAACAUAUAACAUCGCUGGAAGUUUAGUCUGAAUUUAGUGUGUGUCAUGAUGGUAUCAGUCAGCCAAAAUGACAUUGUUGAAAGAUUAACCCUUUAAAUCUAUCUCGUCAAUUUUACAAUGUGCUGUCUUCUCUUACAGCCUCUCUGUAUUACACAGUAAGCUCCCACUGUUCGCUGUUUUGUUUUUGAGAUGAUUGAGCAAGUUCAAAGAGUCAAACCUUACUUUAUUUUUGCCCCAUGGAAAGGAGAAAAACAGAUAUUGGCCUCCUGCAACCUUGAAGCAUUUGCAGUGAAUCAUAAACACAACAGACGUAUAUCAUAUCUGGCUGUGUUAUCAGGCAGUGUUGUAAACUUUAACUCCUCACCUCUGAAUCUAAGUUGAUAAAUUUUUGAACCUCUCUAUGAAUCUUUUCAGCUGAAUGUCUUUUACAACAUGGAUAGCAAAGCAUUUUCACAGAACCUUGAGCAGACUAAGGACAAGGAGGCUUUCUUAUUAGAUGUGAUUGUGGGUGAGGAAAGGGACCGCACUCACAUGCAGUUGUCUAUAUGCACAGGGUAAGUUUUUACUAUGCUAACUGAUCAAUCUGAUCAGCUAAUGUCAUCUUUUAAAUUAAUAUGGGCUUGUUUUUAUGACAACAGAGUACGACAAAUGAAACAAUGGACUGAAACAACAUGAUAUAACAUCCUGCUUUUGUCCGCUCUAGAUUAAAGAACAAUCAGGUGAUACCCCGUACAGGCAUGGUUGUCAUGGAUGUGGGUAUGCUCAGUGGGUUCGGUCUAUCAUCUGGAGCUGCUGCCCCAUCAGAUCUUAUCAGAAAUGUGGAGACACAGCCUGGGAGAGUCAUCCUCUACCUGGACUCAGUAAGUUUUUUUUCAUAGCAUCAUGAAGGGUGGCAGUAAUGCCCAUCAAGUUUGGAAAAGUAAGAGUUCACAUGACGCCUGAAGAGUAUAACUCAGGAGUAUUAUACCCUUAUUGAAAUUAAACAUGUAAACAUAUAUAUUUUUUCCAAACAAGUACUUCAAGUUUAGGUGAAUGUCAGAAUUAUGGAACAAGCUACCCCUCCAAAUCAGACAUGCCCCCACACUGUCCAUUUUUAAAACUUGUCUUAAACCCAUUUUUAUUCAUUGGCUUUCAACCCUGUAUGAGACUCUGCUCCUGUUUUAGUGUUUUAUGGUUUGUUUUUGGUUAUUUGUUUCUAUGUUUUCAAAUUAGUUUUUAAAAACAUUACCUGCUUUUAUUUUAUCCAUUGUUUUAAUUGUUUUUUGAUUGUUUUUUAUGUCUGCAUUGUUUUGUCUAUUUAUGUACAGCACUUUGUUCAACUGUGGUUGUUUUAAAGUGCUUUGCAAAUAAAGUUGAGUUGAGUUGAGAUAGGAGAAAAAAUUGAUACAGCAUAGUAUCGCAAUAUUUUGUGAUAUAUCAUUUUGUGUCAUUUACCAAGUAUCGAUUUUUCAAAUUAAUUGCUAAUAUGAAGUCAAAAAUAUGAUAAUGGAAAAUAAAAUCAACUGUUUGUCCAGUGAGGUUGGCAGAGGUGACAUCAUAGAGCAGGGGAAAGUUAGUACAACAAAUUUAUACAAGAUUUGCAACAUGUGCUACAUGAAAAUAAAGUACAGCGUAAAUAAGACAAAAAUAAAGGAAAGCCAAUUACUUAAUUAUCUAAACAGCUGAAAAAAUUGUAUAAAUCGUAAUAUAUUGUAUCGCAAUACUCACUGUAUUGCAGAAUAUUAAAAAUUGCAAUAAUAUCGUAUCCUGGCCCAAGUAUUGUUAUGAUAUCAUGAGGCCACUAGUGAUUCCCACCCCUAAUCAGAACUCAUCUUUUGAAAGUCAUCCUCUGGUCAUUCUCUUGAUAGCAUCUCCAAAUCCCUGUAAAAUUCAGGAUGUAAACUACUGAAAGGGUAUGCAAGAAAGCUCAGUUUUGUUCAAGUAAAAUGACAGAUGUCAAAGAGUAAAGUAACACCAACAUUUUCACACUGGUUGCUCACUAAAAAGUAGAAACUAAGCUACUGGUUAAUGCAACUUGUCAUGACUAUCUAAAGUAGCUCAGAUAGCACACCUGCUGCCAUUCUGUACUGGAAGCUUUUUCAAAGAAAGACAACAAAUAGUGGACAGUUAUAAACUGCACAAAAGUUAUUUUCUCCUCCAGCUUUAGCUUUUUACAUUGAUCCAAAAAAUAUGUUUAUACUUAAGAUUUUUUCACAUGCUCACAGAAUGGGAACGACUCAAAUAUGCACAUCUCAUCCGCACACAUGUGGUCAGUCAUUUUCUGGUUCUGUUUACAGCUUACCAAGGCGAGGGUGUGCAUCACACUCCCAGUUGUCAGAAAGUACAAAGUGGCUCAUAUCCAGGAUGCUGUGGUGCACGUUUACGACAAAUGUGAACCUUGUGAGUACAGUUUCACACCAUCUUCAUUUUGCUUUAAUGUCAAUGAACAGUGUUGUAUAUAAAACUAUCUAAAUAAAAGUUCUUUGAAUAUAAUAUGGCACUAAUGUCAUGUGAUUUAUUUUCCUUUUUACAGCAAGGAGAGCAACUCGACCGUACAACUCAAAUGCUCUGCAUAACAUGGACUCCUGCUCUUUCUGUGGCGAGGCCUGUACUCUCUGUAUGCCAGAAAUCACCGUCAAUGUGUCCACCCCGCUGUCGUCUCACUCAGUUCGGAGCGUCACCGACAGUUGGUUUUGCCUGUUUCUUGGGGUCAUUUCUGUUGUUAUUGUCGUCUAA
Messenger RNA from Xyrichtys novacula (pearly razorfish), 16402 nucleotides. The record is from the annotation of a GenBank genome assembly. NCBI's taxonomy places the organism in Eukaryota, Metazoa, Chordata, Actinopteri, Labriformes, Labridae.